CAAAAAAUAUCAUUCAACUCAGGGGCCGAUGACAAUACAAGAGCCAAGAUGGCGAACCCCACUAUCAGAUGCCUUCCUUGAUGCCGGAGUCGAAAUCGGUGGAAAUAUUAAUGAUUAUAAUGGUAAAACACAGAUUGGGUAUUCCAUUAUUCAAUUUACUAUGAAGAAUGGAACUAGAAUGAGUGUCAGUCGAGCUUUCUUACAUCCUAUAAAAAAACGACGUAAUUUUAAUAUCAUUAAGAAUGCUUUAGUGACCAAAGUUCUCAUAGAUCACAAAAAAAAACGCGCUUAUGGCGUACAAUUUGAAAAAGAUGGUAAACAAAUUGUAGUAAGAGCAAAACGAGAAGUGAUUUUAUCCGCCGGAUCUGUGAACUCUCCACAGUUAUUGAUGCUGAGCGGAAUAGGACCAAGGGAUGAUCUCAUGAAAAUAAAUAUUACGACAGUCUCAGACUUACCGGUAGGAUACAAUUUGCAAGAUCACUAUGCGUUGGGUGGUCUAACUUUCAUAAUCAAUACAACAGACUCUCUUAGAUUUGAAAGAAUUGCAACCUUGAAUAACAUCAUUGAAUACUUUUGUCAUCACACCGGUCCUCUAACAGUUCCGACCGGUGCGGAAGCACUUGCUUUCAUUGAUACCAAAAAUCCAAAUAAUAGAAAUGGUUAUCCUGAUUUAGAACUAUUGUUCGUGGGCGGUUCAAUUGUUUCCCAAAAUGCUUACCGGUACGCAUUUGACAUCGAUGACAUUUUGUAUGACACAGUUUAUAGACCAAUUGCCAAUAGUGAUACCUGGAUGGUAUUUCCAAUGCUGUUACUCCCUAAAUCGAGAGGCUACAUAAAACUAAGGAGUAAUAAACCACACGACAAACCAAUUAUCAAUCCAAACUAUUUUACUGACGGAGGACACGACGAUCAUGUUAUAUUGUAUGGUAUAAGGAAAGUAUUACAGUUAUCACAAACAAAAGCUUUUCAAAAAUAUGGGAGUAAACUUCACGAUAUUCCUAUUCCUAAUUGCGCUCAACACAAAUUCGAUUCAGAUAGUUAUUGGUUAUGCGCUAUGAGGGCACUAACGAAUACUAUAUACCAUCCUUGCUGCACAGCAAAAAUGGGACCAAGUAAUGACCCUGAAGCAGUCGUCGAUUCACGUUUGAAAGUCCACGGUAUGGAAGGUCUAAGGGUUGUGGAUGCUAGUAUAAUGCCAAAUAUUCCUGCGGCCCACACAAAUGCACCCACAAUGAUGAUCGCUGAAAAGGCCGCCGACAUGAUAAAAGAAGACUGGGGUAUACCCAUACCAAUAUCAAACUGAUCAAAUACUAUGAUUUGUUUAAGCAUAUUUUAUAUAAUUGUAUUAUCAUUCUUAA
Danaus plexippus (monarch butterfly) is the source of this 1358-nucleotide messenger RNA. RefSeq names its product glucose dehydrogenase [FAD, quinone]-like. Lineage: Eukaryota; Metazoa; Arthropoda; Insecta; Lepidoptera; Nymphalidae. The transcript has a single exon. Gene Ontology annotation, molecular function: oxidoreductase activity, acting on CH-OH group of donors; flavin adenine dinucleotide binding. The record is from RefSeq and is a predicted model, not a curated record. The coding region runs from base 29 to 1303 and encodes 424 amino acids.